CAUUGUUAAGAUUGUUGAUUGUAGAUUGUAUGAUUGUACAUGCGGUAGUGCAGUGAAAAAAAGUUAUGCAGAGUAAAGCAGACGUAAACCAAUCUCAGAUCAAAUUAAGUCACAAGAAAUGGAAAGCUCUUCACAAGAAAGCAAAGAGGAAGCUGAAAAGACAGGCAGAAGCAAGAAAACGGCAACAGGAAAUAGAUGAAGAGGAGAAACAGAGAGAGAACUCUGCAUUUUAUCAGAAAAUGUUGAAAGAAAAAGAAGAAUAUGAGUUGUUACAAGAGCAGCGUGAUGAGGCUGAAAGGGCAUAUCUUCAUAAGGUAUGGCUGGAAAAGGAGAGAUUGGCACAGGAAGAGUGGAGGAUCCAAAAGGAACAAGAGACUAAGGAAAAGGAAAAAAGAAUAGAAACGGAGAAAAAAAUAAAGGAAGAAUGGGAAGAAAGACAGAGAAAAGAAAAAGAGGAAGAAGAAUUGAAAGAAAAGAAGAAAGAGAAGCAGGAUGAACUCCUAAAGGAAGCCACUGCCAACGAAAACAAGGAGGAACCCUGGCACAAUCCCAUGGCCACCCUCUUACCAGGAAAAGAAAGAGAGACAUGCAUGUUCUUUUCUAAAACAGGGGCAUGUAGAUUUGGUGAUAGGUGUUCUAGAGGACACCCUCAGCCUGAAAUCAGCAAUACCUUACUGUUUACCAACAUGUACAAUCAUUUUGAGCUGGAGCAAGGACUGAAAGAUGACCUUGACACUACGGAUGUGACCCUGGAAUAUGAAGAAGGAGAAAUCUAUCAAAACUUUCAAGAAUUCUAUAAUGACAUUGUUCCAGAAUUUAGAAAUUAUGGAACAGUGAUCCAAGUCAAAGUCUGCAACAAUUACGAGCCCCAUCUACGGGGCAAUGUUUAUGUGCAGUAUAAAAGUGAAAACAGUGCACAGGAAGCUUUCAUUAAUCUGAAUGGAAGAUUUUAUGGUGGGAAACAGAUUUCUUGUCAAUAUGUUGAUAUUAAGAAGUGGAAAUCUGCUAUUUGUGGGCUGUUUGGAAGUGGAAGAUGCCCAAAAGGAAGAAACUGUAACUUUUUGCAUGUGUUUAAAAAUCCACGUAAUGAGUUCUGGGAUGCAGAUAUGGAUGCUUUUCAUAAGUCAAAGGAAAGUACAAGGUCAAGAAGGCACAGGUCAAGAUCUAGGUCUCAAUCAGAUUGGCGCAGGUCAAGGUCAAGACGGGCAUAUAGGUCACGAUCAAGAUCUAAUGAGAGAAAUAGAUAUCAUUCAAAUGACCAUCGAUCUUCAAGGCACUCAAAAUCUAGAAGCAGAUCAAGAGAGAGGUCCAGUGUUAGGUCAAGGAGAGAUAAACAUAGGUCAAGGUCAAGAAGCAGAUCACAAAGUAGAUCAAAGGAAGAAAGACAGAGAAGAUCACGCAGUGAUUCAGAAGAACGAUCAGGAACCAGGAGUAAAAGGACAAGAAAACAGGGAAAUGAUUCAAGGUCCAGAUGCAGAUCAGAAAGUAGGUCAAGGAAACAGAAAAAAAGAAAGAAAAGGUCCAGGUCAGGAUCUCCACUUAACACUAAUAGUCAAAACUCUGCAGCCCAGGAAGAUAAUAAAGAAAUUUAUGACAAUCAUAAUUUUAAAGACAAUACAAAAAUUAAUUCAGUUACAAAUACUAAUGGAAUGGAUUACAAGGAUGUAAGCGACAUUGCUAAGGACAGUGAUUUUAAAGACACUACAGAUACUUUCAAGAGUCUUUCACCAACAUCCAGCUCUUUGGAGCAUUCUAUGAAAAAGAAACAUAAAAAACACAAAAAACAUAAACAUAAGAAAUCAUCAUACUCUGUUUCUGCAGAUAGCGAUUAAAGACUUCAUAA
This is a messenger RNA of Saccostrea echinata, 1843 nucleotides long. Its product is annotated as U2 small nuclear ribonucleoprotein auxiliary factor 35 kDa subunit-related protein 2-like. The transcript is spliced from 10 exons. NCBI's taxonomy places the organism in Eukaryota, Metazoa, Mollusca, Bivalvia, Ostreida, Ostreidae. Gene Ontology annotation, cellular component: spliceosomal complex; U2AF complex. Gene Ontology annotation, biological process: mRNA splicing, via spliceosome. Bases 66 to 1832 code for a protein of 588 amino acids. Gene Ontology annotation, molecular function: pre-mRNA 3'-splice site binding; metal ion binding. The record is from RefSeq and is a predicted model, not a curated record.